Molecule: messenger RNA, 729 nt
Organism: Trichomonas vaginalis G3
Lineage: Eukaryota; Parabasalia; Trichomonadida; Trichomonadidae
Product: organellar and viral DNA polymerase type B
Exons: 1
Coding region: 1-729 (242 amino acids)
Source: RefSeq, a predicted model, not a curated record
AUGCAGGAUAUUAUUGACCAUCUACCUAAACUUCCUGAAAUACAACAACAAAAGCUUACUAUUCCUGAAUUCGAUGAAAUAGAAGUCAAAGCAACUGACUCAGUAGAAACCAAGAAGUUCAUACGUAAGGUAAACUAUGAGUUUCUUGGAUUUCAUUGCAACCACAAAGUCAUGGACAAAGACUGCGAUAUGGUAUAUAAAAAUGUUUCUGACAUAUAUAAAUCUGAAGAAUUUAAGACCUACGACAACUUUGUUUCGUUAGUUGCAAAAUGUGUAUGGCAGAUAAGAGAUAAAGAUAAAAGAGGUAAAGUAUGGAACGAACAGAUAAAACCAGCAACUUUUGAGUUAAAGAAAACCAUUGACGCCUUAGUUGUUCUAGCUGGUUUUAUUUCAAUGUACAAUGCUAAAAUGAACCCACAAUGUUCAAAAUGUAAAGCAGCAAUGAGGAAAUAUAACUACUCCGUCAAAGAGAUAGAACGUAUGCGAAACGACUAUGCAGAUUUAAAGAAAGAAGCAGAGAAACCAGCAGAAGAUAAAAUGGACAUGUUGACAUUUCUGAACAAAAACUAUCCAACUGCUGACGAUUUCCUUCUAUCUGACGUCAAGAAGAAGUAUAAAGAUACAUUCAAUAUUGUUAAAACUUUUGAUAUCCUUCGUGAAGAAAUAGUAGCUACAAAACUGUUUAAAGUCAUGAACCAUCGCAACAUAUACCAUGUAAAACGCUUGUAA